AUGGACGCGUCCAUGACUGUUAUUUGCUAUUUUGUGUAUUUUCUGUUUCUAUUUAAUUUUACGGACGCAUUUCGAAAGGAUAUAUUUUCUACAAAAACGGCAUAUAAAUUCUCGGCGGAUGUACAGUUGUCAUCUGUAGAAAAUCAGUUUAUGAAAGCAGAGUUAAAUGGAAAGUCGUGCUCGGCUGUCAAUUUUCAAGUGUUAUUAAGGCAUGGUGCACGUUACCCUGGUUACAAGGAUAUCAGAAAGAUGUCACAACUGCAUGAAAUGUUAAAAAUUAUCGUCAAGUCGCCGGAGGCCAAUUUCAUACACACGUGGAAGAAUGACUUUCCCGAGGUGAUGGAGAAACAAUUGGUUGAUGAGGGCGAAGAAGAACAAUUUGGAUUGGGAGAACGUUUCGGAAAGAAUUUUAAGGACCUAUUCCAUGGAAGUGUGGAUUCAGUGGACUUUUACUCUUCAAGCAAAGAGAGAUGCCUUGAUAGUGCAGCUGCAUUUUAUGAAGGAUUAACAGAAGCAGUAAUUGGUGAAUCAUUCGAUAAUCUCAAGCCAAUCAUUGAUGAUGACAUAUUGCGAUUUCAUGCCACCUGUAAAAACUAUUUCCAUCACGUUGAAAACAACAGAUCACAUCUGAUUCAUCAUAAAAAAUUUAAAACCAGUUCCGAGAUGGAAACUGUUGCCAGAAAUGUGGCAAAUCGUCUUGGUGUCGAACAUGCUGAGCUUGAUGCAGGUGACUUGAAACUGAUCUAUUUCUGGUGCACAUUUGAAAUGAUUAUAUUAAACAAAGAUGACUGGUGCUAUUUGCUGUCAGAUGAGGACAAAGAAGUUAUUGAGUACCACAAUGACAUCAAACAAUACUGGAAGAAAGCUUAUGGUCAUCCAGUAAUAGGAGAAAUGGCCUGUCCUAUAGUGAACAAGAUAUUUAACAACUUUAAAAGUGCAAUCGACCCAGAAACCAGGGACUCUGUUGGGGCUUUUUACUUCGGCCAUUGUGAAACCCUCGCUCCUGUGUAUGCAGCCCUGGGAUUGUUCAAUGAUUCCCUGCCACUCACCGACACAAACUUUGAGUUGCUACGAAACCGAUCGUUUAAAUCCAGUAAAAUCUUACCCUUCUCAGCAAACAUUGCAACAGUGCUGUACGAGUGUCCAGACUAUGCCGAGGACGGCUCCCAUAGCGAUGACUUUGUUGUAAGAAUGUUUGUAAAUGAGAAGCCAGUUGUGAUACCAGCCUGCGACGAAUAUGUUUGCCGAUUUGACGAUGUUUGGAAUUUUUACUUGAAUCAUAUUGAAUCUUGUAAUAUAGAAAAAGUUUGUGGAGCUAAAAUUCGUGAUGAAUUGUGAUGAAAACAAAAACGCCAAGCUCUAAGAAAACGUGCUUAAAUCAUGUGAAUAAAGUAUUAGCCUUUUAGUCCACACAUGGUUAUCUGGGAUGACACUCACUUUCUAGACUAGGUUUUUUUACUAGAGAAUUAAUGAAACAAAAAUAAUGCUGGUCUCAUAUUAUCUUUUCCUGGGAUUCUAAUGAUUAUAUCAGAUUCAGCUUCCUUUAAAAACACCAAUUGUGUACAUUUGCUGAAAUUUCCCAAGUUUAAUAUGUUAAAAACUAAAUUGACAAAACUCUUUUUCCCCAUAUAUUUGAAAGUAAUCUGUAUAAUUUAGUCUGUUUUUUUUUGUUGAUUCGAAGAAAAUGCUUACAGUAAAAUAAGUAAGCAAGAUGUCACUUGCUAUACAGAUAAAUUUCUUUGUGGGAUCAUUCUCACUGUAUAGAACUAUAUGCAGAACACACACUUUUAAAGAAAUUUUUAUUAUUCCUAAUAUACCAAAAUACACAAUAUAAAAAAUAUAUGAAUUACAUAGUCCACAACAGAAAUAAGACAUUUGCUGAAGUAAUACAUCUUAAUGAACACGGAAAAACAGAUCCUUUAAAUCUUAAUGAACACUGCAGAAAAGAUCCUUUAAAUCUUAAUGAACACUGAAAAACAGAUCCUUUUUUCAAGUUUUGCCAACAUGUAUGUAUGCAUUUUGUUUGCACAUUUUAUUCAGACUAAUGUGUGGCCACAGGAAAAAAUCAACAUUACAUAAACUAUUCUUAUUGGUAUUUUUCAUCUUGUUAAAUUUAAACAUGUUAUGGCUGCAAGAGAUAUAAUUAUGAAGUUUCAAACAGUAUGGUUUCUUUCAGUAUUUUUUUCUAUAUAUAUUAUUUGACAUAACUAAAUGUUGUGUACUUUCACACUUUGUAAUAAAUCUUAAGUUUUAGCAGUAAUGUAUACUAUAAUGUAAUAGAUAACAUUUGUACAUGAACAAGAACUCAUUUAAUGCCACCUUUUAUGUUUGUAACAGGUAUGUACCUCUCAAUUUAUUAUGGGCAUUGAAAGGUCAAGUGGUUUAUUGAAACUUAACAACCUAUUUCUUUAUAACAGAAAAAACAUGAAUUUAGGUUAAUGUCAUACAAAACACAUUAUGAAAUUGUUCAAUUUGCGUAGUCUAAGAUUAGCCUCUUAUAUUACCUGUUACAUAUACAAUGUACAAUGUAGAUGGACUACCUAUGAUGUACAUUGUAUGCUCACCUGUUACAUAUACAAUGUACCAUGUAGAUGGACUACCUAUGAUGUACAUUGUAUGCUCCCCUUGGCAAGAAACCUAAAAAUUGUCAUAAAAAGGAAAAUACCCAUUUAUAAUGAACUGAGAAAAUUAAACUAUGCAUACCUUUGCACUGUUAAUACAUUGCCCAAUUUCCUUUGUGCAUACUUUUGCACAUUUUAUGCACUUCUCUAUUUGCUGCUGUUUCAAAGAAAUUCUGCUAAAAAGUUUUAUUUUGUUAUCACCUUGUGAGCCCUUAAAAAUUGAACUUGCAACACAUGUAAAAAAACAAUGUUUGAUCUGUAUCCUUCACUUUGGAGAUAUAUCUGGGGGGAAAAUUGAAAACUCUAGGAUGUGCUUCUGUUAGCUAUGGAUCUCUUCAUAGGCCUCCUUCCACAUCUCUCCUGACACUUUAAGGGACCUGAAAAGAUAUUCACUAUCUUGCAGCUAUAGAGUUUGGUAUGGGCAAGCAUGUUGAGGUUGUUUUACUGGAAUCUGAUAGUUAAAUAAUAUUACAGUGAUUAUUCAUAAAUAAACAGAACUUAAAGAAUUCACAGUUAUUAAUUGAUAUUAAGUAAUAGUACCUCGUAGUUGCUUAAAUAUAUUUCAUAUGAGCCUCACUUUUAAAAAAUUGGGUCUUAUGCAUGUGCGUAAAGUAUUGUCUCAGAUUAGCCUGUGCCGUCUGCAGUCUAAUCAGUAACAAUAUACUUGCUGCUUUAUGGAAUGUUUGUUUAAAGGAGGUCUUUUAUAAUAAUAUCUGCUGAUAAUGGAAUAUGUACAGGUGAAGCACUUGCCAGAAAGGAUUGCAGUUAAAGUAUCUUCAAUUGCAAGUAAGUAUUAGAGCUGAAAUCAACUAAUAUUAAAAACAAAGCAUUGCAAUUCUUUAAGUCUUAAGAUUUGUAAGUCUUUGUAAGUUAAACAAGCUGGACAGUCAGUCAAAUAUAUGAACUUCUUGUUAAAAUUCAUGUUUAGUAACAGUUUUGUUUUAAUUUACAUUUUAACAGUUGGUCUUGUUUUAUUAUUACUCGAAGAGUAUCUCAUAUUUAUUAAAUGUUUUUAUUCGGUCGUUUUAUCUAAGUGAUAAUGUUAUUUUGCAUGCAUCUGUGUUCUUCGCAAUAAAAUCAUUUAUCUAUGCAAUAAUAUUUUUCCCAUACAAAAAACUGGUAUGAUACACUUUAAAUAAUGUAUAAUCAAUAAUGUACACGAUUCUGGUAACUUUGUAUUAUGUGACAGUAUCGUGUGAACAUGGGUCUUAUGAAUCCACAAUAAUAUUGUGAAUAUGGUAAGGAUAUAUGCAAAUAAAUGUGUAAAAAUGGUUUGGCUGGAGCCGCAAUGUCAUAAAACCCAUUUGCGCUGCUCAUAUUGCAUGCUCAACAAAAAACAUGUACAUUUAUGUACCACCAUGAUGCUUGUAGUUUUAAAGAUUAAUUAUGCAAAUGGCUUUAGGAAACUGAAAUUUAUGUUUGUAAGAUUUCCAUGUUCAAGUUUUAAUUUUGCUGUCUUGUUGCAAUUAUGGUUCAAAUAAAAUAUAAU
Molecule: messenger RNA, 4110 nt
Organism: Dreissena polymorpha
Lineage: Eukaryota; Metazoa; Mollusca; Bivalvia; Myida; Dreissenidae
Product: multiple inositol polyphosphate phosphatase 1-like
Exons: 4
Coding region: 1-1338 (445 amino acids)
Molecular function (GO): inositol phosphate phosphatase activity; acid phosphatase activity
Source: RefSeq, a predicted model, not a curated record